Molecule: messenger RNA, 1436 nt
Organism: Actinia tenebrosa (Australian red waratah sea anemone)
Lineage: Eukaryota; Metazoa; Cnidaria; Anthozoa; Actiniaria; Actiniidae
Product: immunoglobulin superfamily member 10
Biological process (GO): homophilic cell-cell adhesion
Cellular component (GO): plasma membrane
Source: RefSeq, a predicted model, not a curated record
UUGUAAUUGGAUAUGAUCAUGCCUUAAGAGACUGGAGAUGGACAAUCAGUUAUGAGACGUGUCCUGCCAGACUUUUAUACCCUACCACUCGAGUCAGUAGAGAGUCCAAUGCUACCUUGGUUAUCUCUAAUGUCACUACUGCUGAUAGUGAAAUAUACGAGAUGAAUUUAUUAUUGAAGGCUUUACCGCUAAUAUCAAGUGAAAUUCAACUUGUUGUUACAACGCGGCCACAAUUCACCAGCCAAUUUCAAGCAAACAAUAUAGUGCUUGAGGGAGGAGAUCUGCGUAUUAGUUGUUCUGCAAUUGGAAAUCCAACUCCAAACAUCAAUUGGGUGUUACUGAAAAACCAAGCCAAGGAAAUAAAAAGCCAAGGAGUAGGUUUCGCUGACCUCGUUAUCCAGAACAUUACAAGACAUCAAAAUGGGACGUAUCAGUGCCAGGCAACCAACAACCCAAAUGAUUAUCCCGUGAAGACUAAAACACAAGUCACUGUAUGGUACAUACCUAAUAUAACGUUUCUAAACUGGACUGUCGACGAAAAGACCAUCCUACUUUGCCAAGCAAGUGGACAACCACGCCCCUUAUUCAAGUGGUAUUAUGCUGAUGGAACGCAAGUUGAAUCUGGUGUCACAGAAAUAACAAGCGGCAUCAGAAUGGUUCUCAAAAUACCAGAUAGCAACUCUGGUUUAUAUGGAAUGUACAGGUGUAACGCAACAAAUGAAGAGGGCUGGAAUGUGGGUUACCUCAACAUUACCCGAAUACACCUUCCAACAGCAAAAACAGCAACCGACAACGGUGUUACAGUUACUUUGAAACGCGGUAUCAAAAAAGAAGUUGCUCCAACCAUUGCAUCGUUAGGAACAACACCUAACUGUAUUCACGCAUUGCCAUCAUCGCACCCUUUUUACCAAGUGACAAAGAAAUUGACAACAGUACGCCUCCUAAAAACAAUCAAAGCAAUGACGGAUAAACAAAACAGCAGCAAGAGCAACAACAGUAACAAUAUAUUUUAUGCUAAGACAAUGCUAUUACCAUGAACUCAACGAGAAGUCAUCGGGAAGUCGAGCUCGUUUGAUGAGGAAACAUGUUCAGGUGAAAAGGAGAUCAAAUAGCCGUUUACGGUAGCGCAUAAAAAUGGAAAUUGUUCGGGGAACGACGUCGUAAGCGAUACACGCUCUUCCGUUGUAAUUAAUUCUGAUUGCUUAGUUCCGUUAUUCCUGAWAAGGUAUAUAGUAACACGCUGUCUGAUGUCAAUGAUAACUAAUGAACAAUACCGCAACAUAAAAAAAUGUCAUUAACCUGCUUCUUUUUAUGUCAUUCUUCCACUUAAAUGGUAUCGAUGGAAUCGAACAAAUCGAAUGAUUUUUUAAAUGUUGAAAAUAUAGCUGCAAUAAAAAUAAUAAUCUGAAAAUGGAUGAUUUUUAUUGCUACCUCUG